Blastocystis hominis is the source of this 402-nucleotide messenger RNA. RefSeq lists its product as hypothetical. The record is from RefSeq and is a predicted model, not a curated record. NCBI's taxonomy places the organism in Eukaryota, Bigyra, Opalinata, Blastocystidae. The transcript has 3 exons. The coding region runs from base 1 to 402 and encodes 133 amino acids. Gene Ontology annotation, cellular component: nucleosome. Gene Ontology annotation, molecular function: protein heterodimerization activity; structural constituent of chromatin; DNA binding.
AUGGCUCGGGCACUGACCGUAAACCGGAAUUCAAAACCAUCGAAGAAGGAGCCUGCCAAUAACGAUGAAAACAUGGACACAUCCCAACUGGUGAAAACUAAAAAGAAACGAUAUCGUCCAGGAGUCAAAGCCCUCCAUGAAAUCCGUAGAUAUCAGAAUUCGACGGAGCUUCUUAUCCGCAAACUCCCUUUUGCCAGAUUGGUGAAAGAAAUCGCAGAGCGCUUUACGAAGGAGCAACUGCGUUGGACACUGACCGCGAUCGAAGCUCUUCAGUGUGCAACAGAGGCAUAUCUCGUUUCUAUUUUCGAAGAUGCUAAUUUGUGUACGAUACACGCUAAACGAGUCACUGUGAUGGUGAGAGAUAUUCAAUUGGCUCGUAGAAUUCGAGGCCGCUUUAAUUGA